Messenger RNA from Penicillium egyptiacum, 507 nucleotides. Lineage: Eukaryota; Fungi; Ascomycota; Eurotiomycetes; Eurotiales; Aspergillaceae. The record is from the annotation of a GenBank genome assembly.
AUGCAAUGGUCUCACAUUGUGGAUCAAUACCAGCAAGUCCCAGCGACAACUUGUACUAGGAAUGACGGUGCACACAAUAUAUCCAAUUGCGAAUUGCAAAAUUCUCAACGUCUUGGUCCUGUGCCACAGGUGCCCAGAGGCCAUGCAAUUGUGAUGGACUUGCAGAUGUUGGACGCUGACGUGUACGACCCAAUCAUCAACAAGGUCAAUGGGUGCUACAGCAACCCAAUCCCCUUAGGAUUGGAUGGCAGUGGGAGCUCCCAACGAUCACAGUGUGCCACACAACCUCGUGCUGAUGAUGCACAGGUGCCAGAGCUAUCUGGUGGGCAGUGGGGAUGUGCCAGGGGAAACUUAUGGUCGAUCUGCAGCACAAAGCUGAGUCACUCACCUGGUGGAUAUGAUAAAAAGCAACUGUCGACUCGAGAUGCUUUGGUAUCAAAGCAGAGGAAGGUUGGGAACGUCGAGGACGAUGAAAGAUGGAUGGAGGAGGGUGGGAUUGAAAGCUAA